This is a messenger RNA of Xenopus tropicalis (tropical clawed frog), 2014 nucleotides long. Its product is annotated as complement C1q and tumor necrosis factor-related protein 9-like. Gene Ontology annotation, biological process: signal transduction. Gene Ontology annotation, cellular component: extracellular region. The transcript has 2 exons. NCBI's taxonomy places the organism in Eukaryota, Metazoa, Chordata, Amphibia, Anura, Pipidae. The record is from RefSeq and is a predicted model, not a curated record. The coding region runs from base 12 to 1469 and encodes 485 amino acids.
UGCUAAUACUAAUGUCUAGUCCAUGCGGUCCACUGAGAAGUUCAGCAAUUGUCAGCCUGACAUCUAGCCCACUGUUUACAAUGGAUGCACUCAGUGGCGCUGAAACACAGGAAGCUGAACAAGCUUUUACUGUUCUCCUCAAUGUAAGCCAUGGGACAGCUGAAAGUGAUACAGUCACAGAUGGCGGGGCUCAAGAAAGUUUCCAGGUUGCUGUAACAUCUACACUAACCCCUGUUUCACACAAUGUAGCAGAUGGAGUGGAAAAUAAUAUUAAAGCACAGGAGCUAAUUACAACAAAUACUGAUCCCAAGCAGCUAAUUAGUUUUGAUGUAUUCAACAUUACUAACAGUGAGAAUGUUCUUUCUACGCAAGAUAGUACUUCCAAAGAGAUAGGGAACAAUGCAACCGUAAUCCCAUUACUAGUGACUAACAAAGCCCCUCCGUAUGAUGACCAGCUAGAUUCUUUCUUGGAAAUACCAGUGGAAAACAAUACAACAGGGAAACAGUGCUUCUGUAAUAUUCCAGGACCCAAAGGACAAAAAGGAGACAAAGGUGAAAGAGGGGAUCCAGGUGAACCUGGAAUAGUUGGUGAAAAAGGACCUCAAGGCCUAGAAGGACCUAAGGGUAAUCAUGGGCAGAAGGGUUCCAAAGGAGAUCAAGGUCACAAGGGAUGGAAAGGUGAUGCAGGAGACAUAGGUGCUGUUGGUCCAAAAGGUGAACCGGGGGACAUUUGUCCAUUUUGUGGAAAGGGUGAUAAGGGAAACAAAGGCAUGGAUGGUGUAAAUGGAUUAAAAGGUCAUAAGGGUGAACUUGGAGAAAAGGGUAUAAAGGGAGAUGAGGGACCUAAGGGGAACAAUGGAGAAAAGGGAACCAAGGGUGCAGAAGGCCCAAAAGGGGAGCCUGGAGAAGUUGGGCAAAAAGGAUCAGUGGGACAACAAGGUCCUGUUGGACCCAAAGGUGACCGUGGAAGUCCUGGAUCUUUGGGGCCCCAAGGAUACCAAGGACAAACAGGAAUGCCAGGAAUAAAGGGUGAAAAGGGACAAAAAGGAGUAUGUGCUGGACAUGAAAACAUAGCAUUUUCAGUGGGCCUUGGACAGCAAAGGAAUGCUUUAUUACCUGGAUACCCAAUAAAGUUUGAGAAGGUUUUUGUCAAUGAAAAUAAACCAUACAAUAUCAAUUCAGGUAUAUUCAUUGCCAGUAUUGAUGGUGUCUAUUUUUUCACAUACCACUUAAGUUUAAGACAUAAAUCUGUUAGCGUUGGCCUGUUUCGCAAUGGCAAUAUAGUUCAACAGACACAAACAAGGAAUUAUGAACCUAACAUUGGCCAAGCAUCAGGAUCUCUGCUAAUUCAUCUUAAAGAAGAUGAUGAAAUUUGGCUUCAGGUUUUAAAUAAACAAAAUGGCUUGUUUCCUGAUGAAACAACUGACUCAAUAUUUUUAGGUUUCUUAUUAUUUCACUUUGAAGACUAGAACAUUUCUAGUAUCCUUCUAAUGUUAAACAUAUGUUUACUUAUUGCUUUUGAGACAUGGUAAAACUCAAAUGAUAACAUUAUGGCAAAUAUAAAAUUAAGAGGACACAAUCUAAAAAACUGUAAUUUACAGGAUUUUCUUCUGGAUUAUUGUCAAAAUAAAUGUCUUGCAAACAAUCUUCUGUAACAGCUCAUUAGUAUAUGAAUAUGCAUUAUGGAUAUACGGCAUAAUUCUAUGCAAAUAAAUGCAUAGACUCAUAAAUGAAAUGAUCAUGCAUGAUUAGGUGUAAUUAUCAAAUUGUGUAUAGCCUUUUUAAUGUCUGCAUCACUUACAUAUGUAUUUCUCUUUACUCAAUGAGAACCAAAAUGUUCUUGCAUGUGGACCACACUUUGAGCUCAACUGAUGUAAGCAACAAGAAGAGUCAGCAGAAUAAGGGCAAGUGAUUUUGCUUUUAAAUUGUAUAAAAUACAGAUUUUGUUUCACUUUAGAGUCUUUGAUAAGUGGGAGAUUUAUGAAUACUGUCCUGAAUUAUCAACCAUAAAAUA